Molecule: messenger RNA, 1141 nt
Organism: Amborella trichopoda
Lineage: Eukaryota; Viridiplantae; Streptophyta; Magnoliopsida; Amborellales; Amborellaceae
Gene: SDR2
Product: NAD(P)-binding Rossmann-fold superfamily protein
Molecular function (GO): oxidoreductase activity, acting on the CH-OH group of donors, NAD or NADP as acceptor
Source: RefSeq, a predicted model, not a curated record
CUUUGUUCAAAGUUAAGAGAGAGCGAGUCUCAUUUCAAUUUUUGUUUGGUGUUUUUCACUCUUCAUCAGAAAGAGAGAUGGCAGUGGAGAUCAUGCCUGAAAAUGCUCAUCCUUCAGUGCAGAUACUUUCUUGGGAUAAUAAUGGUGGAGUCUCUCAGAGAAGGCUUGAGGGCAAAGUUGCAGUGAUCACCGGAGGCGCAAGGGGAAUUGGUGAGGCGACGGCCCGCCUCUUCUCGCGCCAUGGCGCCAAAGUUGUCAUCGCAGACAUCAAUGAUGUCUCGGGGGAGGCCCUUGCUGCCUCCCUCCCUGGCGCUCUCUAUGUGCACUGCGAUGUAUCCCAAGAAUCCGAUGUCUGUAACCUGAUCGACCGAGCCCUAACCCGUUAUGGAAGGCUCGACAUCCUCUUCAACAAUGCAGGAGUUCUAGGAAGUCAAUCUCAAGGCCGAAAAAGCAUAUUAGAAUUCGACCCAGACGAAUUCGACAGAGUAAUGAGCGUGAAUGUAAGAGGUGUGGCUUUAGGCAUGAAGCACGCGGCUCGGGCCAUGCUCCCUCGAGGGUGUGGGUGCAUAAUCUCGACAGCGAGCGUGGCUGGUGUGUUGGGAGGGCUCGGGCCACACUCUUAUACAGCGUCGAAGCACGCCAUCGUAGGGCUCACAAAGAACGCCGCCUGCGAGCUCGGAAAGCAUGGGAUUCGGGUCAAUUGCAUCUCUCCAUUUGGGGUGGCCACUUCUAUGUUGAUUGAUGCUUGGAGAGAGGGGGUGGAGAUGGAGGGGUGCCUGAGAGGGGAUGAUGUUGAGAAGAUGGAGGAGUUUGUGAGGGGUUUGGCUAAUUUGAAGGGUGCUAAUUUGAGGGCCAAGGAUGUGGCUGAGGCCGCAUUAUACUUGGCUAGUGAUGAAUCCAAGUAUGUCAGCGGUCAUAAUCUUGUGGUCGAUGGAGGUGUGACCACAGCGAGAAACUGUGUGGGCCUAUGACACUAGAGAGAGAGAUUAUCUCCUAGGCGCUUCCUUUAUCCAUUUGAAAAUUGAGUAAUGGUGUUCUAUUCUUUUAGAUUUUUGUAGCCACUUGAGAGGAGCAGAGAAACUGCCUCCCUCACAGGGCAUCUCCUCCCUCAUUUGAAAUUUGAUUAAUGAAGUUUCAUUCA